AUGUACUGCCUAUUUUUGCUUAGCGUCUUGUGGACCUUGUCAACUGCAACUCCAGCUGCUAUUCCUGAGUUUGUUUUUGACGGAGAUGCUCCUUACAAUAUUCCAGCAGAUGCCCUCCGGGCGUCGCUCACUUGUCCAAAUGGCACACCUAAUUCCAAUGAUAAACCAGUGCUUUUGGUUCAUGGCACAGGAAGCACUGGCAACGAGAGCUGGGGCCGAGGUUUCGUCCCUGCCCUAGCUGAGACGGGCAUGAAGGCCUGUUUCACGAACUUACGUGAGACUGAGGACACUGCCAAUUCUGCCCUUGUGGCCUUUCUAGCUGCUGACUUGUUUCUACUUUUUAGCAAAUCGAUCUAUGUCGGACGCCCAAUAGCUGCAAUUGGGCAUUCACAAGGCAGCCCGAACAUCCAGUGGGCUUUACGGUUCUUCCCCUCCACUCGCAAUGCCGAUGUGACUCGGGCCUUUAUAGCCAUGAGCCCUGAUUUUGCUGGGGUUGGCUUUGAUGGUAUAGCUGCAUUUUGCGAUAUCAUCGAUGGUGUCCGUUUCUGUACUCCUAGCUUAUGGCAACAGGCAGCUGGAAGCAACUUCAUGAAGGCCCUCAACGGUGGGUCACAUGGGAUCAACCGUGCGUAUGUCCCCACGACAAUUGUCUGGUCCAGGACGGAUGAGAUUGUGGUUCCUCCUUAUCAGAACAGCCGGCUCUCAGGGGCGGUUAUGAUCGCUGCUCAGGACUUGUGCCCACUCCGAGUUGUCGGCCAUCUCCUCAUGACUAUUGACGCCGCUGGUUUUGCAAUUGCACUUGAUGCGCUGAACAACGAUGGACACGCCAACGUUUCUCGAAUUGACGAAAGUGUAUGCCGGAAUUUUUUGGCUCCCGGAAUGAAUCCAACACUUGCAUCGUUGACUGAGGCCGGAACUAAUGAUAUUGUGAAAGGGUUCCUACUAGGAGGACCAAAGACUAAGGAGGAGCCUGCACUCCUGCCAUAUGCUGUAUAA
Aspergillus tanneri is the source of this 996-nucleotide messenger RNA. RefSeq lists its product as uncharacterized. Lineage: Eukaryota; Fungi; Ascomycota; Eurotiomycetes; Eurotiales; Aspergillaceae. The transcript has 3 exons. The record is from RefSeq and is a predicted model, not a curated record. The coding region runs from base 1 to 996 and encodes 331 amino acids.